Messenger RNA from Gymnogyps californianus (California condor), 2327 nucleotides. RefSeq names its product junctophilin 1 (gene JPH1). Bases 1 to 1998 code for a protein of 665 amino acids. The record is from RefSeq and is a predicted model, not a curated record. The transcript is spliced from 6 exons. Lineage: Eukaryota; Metazoa; Chordata; Aves; Accipitriformes; Cathartidae. Gene Ontology annotation, cellular component: sarcoplasmic reticulum; plasma membrane; endoplasmic reticulum membrane.
AUGACGGGCGGCCGGUUCGACUUCGACGAUGGCGGCACCUACUGCGGCGGCUGGGAGGACGGGAAAGCCCACGGGCACGGCAUCUGCACCGGGCCCAAGGGGCAGGGCGAGUACGCCGGCUCCUGGUCCCACGGCUUCGAGGUGGCGGGCGGCUACACCUGGCCCAGCGGCAACACCUACCUGGGCUACUGGGCGCAGGGCAAACGCCACGGGCUGGGCGUGGAGACGAAGGGCAGGUGGAUGUACCGCGGCGAGUGGUCCCACGGCUUCAAGGGGCGCUACGGGGUGCGGCAGAGCCUCAGCACGCCGGCCCGCUACGAGGGCACCUGGAGCAACGGGCUGCAGGACGGAUACGGCGUCGAGACCUACGGGGACGGAGGUACAUACCAGGGGCAAUGGACAGGAGGGAUGCGACAUGGAUAUGGUGUACGUCAGAGUGUACCCUAUGGCAUGGCAACUGUGAUCCGUUCACCCCUCCGAACGUCUCUAGCUUCACUUCGAAGUGAGCAGAGCAACGGCACUGUUCUGCAUGACGUCACUUCAGACAGUCCGGCUGGAACAAGAGGAGGUUUUGUGCUCAAUUUUCACAGUGAUCCAGAAGCCAUGGGCAUUAAGAAAAAAGGAGGCUUAUUCAGAAGAGGAUCCCUUCUUGGUAGUAUAAAACUUAGAAAAUCUGAAUCUAGGUCAUCGAUAUCUAGCAAACGGAGCUCCGUCAGGAGUGAUGCUGCUAUGAGCAGAAUUAGUUCUAGCGAUGCCAACUCUACAAUUAGUUUUGGAGACGGUGACUGUGAUUAUUGCCCUAUGGAAGACCAUGUUGAUGCCACCACUACAGAAACCUAUAUGGGUGAAUGGAAGAAUGACAAGCGCAGUGGUUUUGGUAUUAGUGAGCGUUCAAAUGGUAUGAAAUACGAAGGUGAAUGGCUAAAUAACAGGAGGCAUGGAUAUGGAUGUACCAUGUUUCCAGAUGGCACCAAAGAAGAGGGAAAAUAUAAAAAUAACGUUUUGGUCCGUGGAAUAAGAAAGCAACUUAUACCAAUACGAAACACAAAAACUAGAGAAAAGGUGGAUAGAGCAAUAGAGGGUGCACAGCGAGCAGCUGCCAUGGCAAGAACCAAAGUGGAAAUUGCAACUUCAAGAACUGCACAUGCAAGAGCUAAAGCCGAUGCUGCGGAUCAAGCUGCUCAGGCUGCUCGCCAGGAAUGUGAUAUUGCAAGAGCAGUUGCCAGAGAACUUUCACCAAAUUUCUACCAACCAGGCCCUGAUUAUAUCAAACAAAAAUUUCAAGAAGGAAUGGAGGUGAAAGAAAAAUCUGAAGAAAAAGUUCAGGAAAAACCACCUACCCCAAAAGAGUCACCUCACUUUUAUCGAAAAGGUACUACACCCCCUCGAACCCCAGAAGCAAGUCCAAGGCAUAGUCCUCCUGUUUCUUCUGAGCCUUCUCCUUCAAAACAACUGAAAAGGCAAAGCUCCACUUCUGGGGCAAGACUCAGUCAAGAAAAAAAGCUUUUAGCCACUGAGAAUAUAACACCCACAAUUAACAAGCCUUUACAUUCAAAAGCACCAACGAAGGAGGAAGUAGCUGUGAAACACCAGCCAAAGUUUUCAGCCCAUCACAAUCCCAUCAGCACAGAGAAUGGGGAGCUGCAUGGUCACUACCAUGGCUAUUAUGUAAAAAUGAAUCCAACAGUGCUUCCACAGGAGCUCAGGGAAGAAGAUGAAUAUGUCAACCCAUCACCGUCAACACUUGCACGGAUACCCCCCUCACAGAAGCCAAGUCCUGCUAGAUCUGGGGCUAAGCCAGAUGCCAAAGAAAACAAACCUGACACAAAAAUUAAGAAACCAGAAUUUGCUGCACCAAAGAACCCAGCUAAUAAUGAGUCACAUUCAGCAGUGGAAAAAGAAGUAGAAAACAGCUCGGGCCCUAACUCAGUCAUGAUCGCCCUGGUAAUGCUGUUGAAUAUUGGUUUAGCCAUUCUUUUUGUCCAUUUUCUAACUUGAUUGGAAUUAGGAAAGAAGUAUGUUGAGAAUCCUGUGUUUUGACCAGUGUGGAUAAAGAAGAAAGCAGAAAGAGAGCAAAUGAAAAUAAAACUUGUAUAUUUAUUUUUUAAAAAAGUUUAAAUUGUGUUUUAACUUUAGGAAAGUAAUUUUUAAAUAAGAACAAGAUUUUAAAAGUUACUGUGUAAGCCUUGACAUAAUGGACAAAAUGUUCCAUCCAACAGUGAAAUCGCCCCCUGUCUCCUUACAUGGAGAGGUAAUUUUGUAACUGACGUAUUUAAUUCCUAUUAAAUGUUUAUUUAAAAUACUUUAUGCUCUGGAAAUAAUGGUUA